CUGCGAUCACUUCCUGUUGUCAUAACGAGAGAUCCCGUACCAAGCCCGUCGCCAUAGUGACGCCUGUCCAAACGCAACAGCUGCGCUUCAGUGAGCGAGAGAAAACGAGUCUGUUUGCGUCCGAAUCAAAAUUCAAAGGUAAAAACUAGAGAGAGGAACCAUCGACAACAACAACUCAGGAGUCUGGAUCUGAACUGGUUGAGGAGCGGAAAUUGCCAGUGGUUCCCAUGGCGGCAGGAGCCAUUUUAGCUCCUCUUAUCAUUCCCAUCACCCACCUGACUCACAGAACCAAGAACCACAUCGAUACCAGAACACCCAUCUCCAUUCAGUCAGACUCUACAGGUGUGCUGAUCUUCUUCACAUUGGAUGGGUCUAAGCCAGGGGGAGAGCACCAGGGGUCAGAUGGCAGCAGCAGAAAAUAUACAGAUCCGAUUGUCCUUCCUGCUGGCCGGGUGAGCGUCAGAGCAGUGGCUGUCACCAGGGAUGGCAGACAGAGCUCCGUGGUCACCAAGGUGUUUUCUGUGGAUCAGGUGGAAUCAAGCAUCAAAACAGAGGAUAAGGAGGAUGGUCUGCAGAGCUGCAGGCAGCAUCAGUCUGAAACCUUCUAUUCUGUUCACCACUCUGCUAGUUCUGCUCAAAGAUCUGCAGGUACGUUCAGACAGCCCACAUAUGCUCCUGUACACAACUGCAGCUUCCUGCACUGUUGUCCACACUCAGAGUCAAGGCUGUCUGGACGCAGGCCUCCUCCUUCAGGUCAUCGCUUUCUAAAUAGACGCCUCAGCCCCAAAGGCUCCAGCACACCUGCUGCUGGCUGGGUCAGCUCCUCCUUGCGCUCCCGGUCUGCGGAUUCACACGAGCUGAAGCACCUGAGCAGCGCGCAGGGGUCCCGAGAAGAGAGAGUCAACAACUUCCUGUGGUGUCCUCAGUGUCCUCAGUGUCUCUGUGUCCGUCCUUCAGACCCGUUUGCCCAGUUCUGUCCUCAGUGUGGCGCUACGAUACCUGCUCACAAGCUGACCCCUGCUGAGACAGGACAGAUGCUGCUGUGUGCUUCCUGCCACUCCCUGGUUCCUGUUCAUGCUCAGACCUGUUUUAUCUGCGAGGCAUCUGUAGAUGGACACCAGCAGCCUCAGGCCAUCCUCUCUCUGCAGGAUCAUGUGGUGUGUGCUUCCUGUGGAAGUUGGAAUCCAGCUCAGGUUUCCAGCUGUGUAACUUGUGAGAGCCACCUCCAGCCGGUUGGUCAAGGCAGGAACAUCGCCCCCUGUGGUUGGGCAGCAGAUGGCAAGAUGUUAUCCUGCUCCAGGUGUAAACAUUUGAACCGCGGUGAUGCCAGAUUCUGCGACUGUUGUGGCACAAAGCAUGGUCAUGCCGUCAGCUGUGUGACGUGUUGGCAGUGUGGAGCAAGCGGACACCCGAAUGCUUGCUACUGCACAGCCUGCGGUGUGUUCCUUGAAGGACAGGCCCUGCCCAAACCCCGCAGUGACAUCACACAACCUAAGGAGGGCACCACCCACAGUCAGGUUUUAGCGCUGAGCCCUCAUGAUGCUGCCUGGAAGGCCACGCCUCCACCAAACUCUGCCCCCAGACUGAAGGCAAGUCUUCCAUCUGUGGAUCAGUCUACGCAGACUGUAGGACUCUAUUACCCAUCAGCAACUGAGAUGCAGAAGAAGGAACAACAGAGGGCGCUACAAAGCAUUCAAGAGCUGGCAACCCGAGACCGCCGACCACCGCUCACUGCCAUCAGCCUGGGUCGAGGUUACUGGAGGAAGCAGCUGGAUCAUGUGUGUGCUCACCUGAGAAGUUACACCCAGAACAAUUCCUCCUUCAGGACACUACUGGCAGAACCACGUCUGGGCCAGAUGAUCUCAGCUGUGGUUCAGGAGGAUCAGGAUGAAGUCACUCUGACCUUAAGCUUCACAUUGGCCACACUGAAGCAACAUCAGGUUGAACCUUAUGGAGACAUUGAUGGCCCACCAGGGGGAGGAUCUGCAUUGGUGUAUCAGGCCCAGACUCUGAGCAGUGUCACAGAGCGAUCUGUAAAUAGAACCAGUCUCGGAGAUGUUCGGCCAUCAGGUUGGAGGAGACUCAAAGCCAAUCCGAAAGCCAGACCAUCAGUGACUGACUAUCAGCUGUUGAAGGAGCUGGGUCCAGAUGGAGGCAAGAUCAGAACCAUCCAGCAGCUUCUGGAUCUGGGGGCGGACCCAUCCUGUUGUGGGAGCGACAGCCGACACGCCUUAGUGGCUGCCGUGGUGAAUGGUCACCAUAACAUACUUCCUGUUUUAGUUCAACGAGGAGCUGACGUGGACCAACAGUCCGGACCGAUGAAGAACACAGCUCUGCAUGAAGCUGCAGCUCUGGGUUCUGAGGGGCUACAGAGCGCCAAGCUCCUGCUCAGGUGUAAGGCAGGCGUCCGGAGGAAGAACGCUGCUGGUCAGACUCCGUAUGACGUGGCAGUGAACUCUGGCUGCAGCGACAUGGCAUCCCUGCUGGCGGCUCAGACAGGACUGGAUUUACUGGGCAAACUGGGAAGGUCCCGGCUGAACCUGAACGUCUUCUAACUGGUUUAUCUGACAUACCUGACUGGACCCAGCUGUUUCUAAUUGUCCACCAAUGCUUUCAGUUCCUCACAGCCUGUCUGAGUCCAGAACUCCAUCAGAACUUCUGCAUCAUGACUAGCAGGUGUCUGGUUCAUUUGUACCAACCUUCAUUUUGGGGUGUAGAUGUUAAUGGUCCUGUGAUGAAUUUGAGUAUUUAGUAAGGGUUCUGCAGAACCUCUCAUUUAGUCCUCAGUUUAUUGAACUUUAAUCAGAGAUCAAAUCUUAGAUUACACUUCCUCUAUGGAGGCAGCCAUGAUGGAUUGCUGUCAGGAAGAAGAAGCUGCUGAGUGAAACAAGAAGCAAUGGCCGAAUCACUGGUUGCCAUGGUGAUUCCCUCCUUUCUGGAGUCAAGUCAAGUUUAUUUAUUUAGCUCUUUUGAGCAACAAGGCAUCAAGGCGCUGUACAUAAGGAAAAACUUCACAAUGAUACAGAAAAUCAAACAAUAGAGGUAAUAAAAAAAUAUAGAGAAUAGAAUAAUUGAUAAGGAAAUGAAAGGAAAGUUGGACUGAAAACCUUAAUGUUUAGAUGGCCCAGUCAAAGGCCACUCUAAACAAAUAAGUUUUUAAUGUUGAUUUAAAGCAACUUAGGGUUUCGGCGCUAUUCCAGA
Molecule: messenger RNA, 3201 nt
Organism: Girardinichthys multiradiatus
Lineage: Eukaryota; Metazoa; Chordata; Actinopteri; Cyprinodontiformes; Goodeidae
Gene: dzank1
Product: double zinc ribbon and ankyrin repeat domains 1
Exons: 21
Coding region: 228-2555 (775 amino acids)
Biological process (GO): eye photoreceptor cell development
Molecular function (GO): protein binding
Source: RefSeq, a predicted model, not a curated record